AUGGCUACAUCUCUUGUUCGAGUGUCAGCGCGAGUGCAUAAAGAACUACAAGAUACAAUUGCACAGUUAGAAGCUAUUCUUCAUGAGAUUCGAACUAUAUCUUUUAUAAAUCCUAGCCCUUUGACUCAAAGGUUCGUAGACAAUGUGGAAACUGCACUUCCUAACAAUGUUGAAAUCACGCCUAAUAAUUCAGGUAAAGAGACAACAUUAGGAAUCCCAAAAGCCAAGGAUCAUGGUUCUCCAACAUUAGACCCAUCUGACAUCCACAACCAAGCUACUGCUUAUGCAAAACUAGCUGAAUCCACAUCACUCAGUACUUCAUCCACAAAUAACGAGAUUCUAAGUGAGUUGACUGAUGAGUCAGGCCUUACGAUCCUCCCUGUGUCAGCUGAAAGUGCUGGAUUGUUACCACAUCGGAAAGUUCAUGUCGCUGGAUCAAACAUAGUUUUGGAAGCAAUGUUAGAGGCAGAGGUGGCACACAAUGCAAAAGACUUCUUUUCACGGCCUGAAAACCUUAUGAAACCUGAAUAA
Messenger RNA from Oldenlandia corymbosa var. corymbosa, 531 nucleotides. The record is from the annotation of a GenBank genome assembly. Lineage: Eukaryota; Viridiplantae; Streptophyta; Magnoliopsida; Gentianales; Rubiaceae.